This is a messenger RNA of Oryza brachyantha (malo sina), 2555 nucleotides long. RefSeq lists its product as uncharacterized. Gene Ontology annotation, molecular function: protein binding. Bases 297 to 2198 code for a protein of 633 amino acids. The transcript has a single exon. The record is from RefSeq and is a predicted model, not a curated record. NCBI's taxonomy places the organism in Eukaryota, Viridiplantae, Streptophyta, Magnoliopsida, Poales, Poaceae. Gene Ontology annotation, biological process: cell surface receptor signaling pathway.
AAUGGCAUGAGAUGGAUCGUGGGGAGUUGCCAUCCAACGGCGCGCGCAAUUAGCCCCGGAAAAGCGCGGAAACGACCUCUCGUCUUCCCUUCUCUUCUCUCCAUUGCAUGGCAGCGAGGGCAGAAUUAGCGAUCAGCAUCUCUCGCGCGCCUCACAUGCCGCUCCCGUUCCGUCCCUUCCCCCUUCCCCAAUUAGCGAUCCCUCCACCACCGCCGUCGCCGGAGGAGCACGGGCGGCUCCUCCUCCUGCCGCUGGUGCGCUCUCGCGCUCGCCGCCAUUGCUGCUGUUGAUCGUAGAUGGACGACCUCAAGGCGAUCUUGGCGCGGCCGAUCCAGUUGGCGGAGCAGGUGAUCAAGUGGGCGGAGGAGGCGCAGACGUGCCGGCAGGAAUGCCUCGACCUCAAGGCCAAGGUCGAGCGCCUCGCCACCCUCCUCCGCCAGGCCGCCCGCGCCGACCUCUACGAGAGGCCCGCCCGCCGCAUCCUCGACGACACCGGCAAGGCGCUCGACAAGGCCGCCGCGCUGCUCGACCGGUGCCGCGGCCACGGCCUCGUCCGCCGCGUCUUCACCAUCAUCCCCGCCGGCUCCUUCAAGAAGACGUCCAACCAGCUGGACAACUCCCUCGGCGACCUCUCCUGGAUCCUCCGCGUCUCCAACUACAGCAACGCCGACGACCUCGACGACCACAUCGGCCUCCCGCCCAUCGCGCAGAACGAGCCCAUUCUCUUCCUCAUCUGGGAGCAGAUCGCCGUCCUCUACACCGGCAACCCCGAGGCCCGCGCCGACGCCGCCGCCAGCAUCGUCUCCCUCGCGCGCGACAAUGACCGCUACGGGAGGCUCAUCAUCGAGGAGGACGGCGUCCCGCCGCUGCUCCGCCUCAUCAAGGAGGGCAGCUCCGAGGGCCAGGAGACCGCCGCGCUCGCCAUCGGCCUCCUCGGCCGUGACCCCGAGUGCGUCGAGCUCAUGGUGCUCGCCGGCGUCUGCACCGCCUUCGCCAAGAUCCUCAAGGACGCGCCCAUGAAGGUGCAGGGCAUGGUCGCCUGGGCCGUCUCCGAGCUCGCCACCAACCACCCCAAAUGCCAGGACGCCUUCCUCCAGAGCAAUGUCAUCCGCCUCCUCGUCUCCCACCUCGCCUUCGAGACGGUGCAGGAGCACUCCAAGUACGCCGUCGCCUCCAAGAUGUCCAUACACACCGUGCUCAUGGACAAGAAGAACAACGGCGCCAGCUCCGCCUCCGCCUCGCAUCACGACACGCUGGAGGCCGCCGACCAAGCCACCACCAUGCUGGCAGCGAAGCCCACCGGUGGCGCCGCCAGCUCGAGCGCCACAGGAGCCGGGACCUCGAGCAGCGGCGGCGGCGGCGGCGUCGGCGUCGCCGGGACGAAGCAGCACAGCGCGUCCCUGUCCGGGACGAGCACGAAGGCGCGGGAGUUCGAGGACGCAGAGACGAAAGCCUACCUGAAAGCCAACGCCGCCAAGGCGCUGUGGCAGCUCGCCACGGGCAAUGCCGCCGUCUGCAAGAACAUCACCGAGUCCAGGGCGCUGCUCUGCCUAUCCGUCCUCCUCGAGAAAGGCGUCGACGACGUGCAGUACAACUCGGCCAUGGCGCUCAUGGAGAUCUGCCUGGUCGCCGAGCAGAACGCCGACCUCCGGCGAUCGGCAUUCAAGCCGACAUCCCCCGCCGCCCGCGCCGUCGUCGACCAGCUCCUCCGCGUCGUCCACAAGGCCGACUACGACGAGCUCCUCAUCCCCUGCAUCAUAUCGCUCGGCUGCCUCUCCAGAACGUUCCGGGCAACCGAGACCCGGAUCAUCGGGCCAUUGGUGAACCUCCUCGACGAGAGGGAAGCCGACGUCAGCCGCGAGGCGGCCGUCGCGCUCACCAAGUUCGCCUGCACGGAGAAUUACCUCCAUGUCGACCACUCCAAGGCGAUCAUCCACCACGGCGGCGCCAAGCACCUCGUCCAGCUCGUCUACUUCGCCGAGCAGGCCGUCCAGAUAGCCGCGCUCCUCCUCGUCUGCUACAUCGCGCACAACGUCCCGGACAACGAGGAGCUUGCGCAGGCGGAGAUCCUCACCUUGCUUGAGUGGGCAUCCAAGCAAGCAGCAAUGGUGCAAGAUCCAUUGAUCGACAGCUUGUUGCUCGAAGCCAAGAUUAGGAUGGAGCUCUACCAAUCCAGAGGGGCCAAAGGUUACUACUGAAAUCAAAAAUGGUUUCUUGAUGCAGAAAGAGGCUUGUAGUAGGAUGAUACCAAGAUGGAUGGCCGGCUUCUUCUUCAUCGUCUUCGUUGCAUCAAUCAGCUGAUGACUACUGUAUAUAUAUUCAGGUGUUUGACUUGAAAUUGUUGAUGCAAUCAGUUCGAUUCCAUGCUUUGUCCAGGGCAUCAAAUGGGUUUUUGUAGGAGUUGCUGGUGUUCGUUGUUGACUUGUAUAUCCGUUGGUGGUGACUAAUGGUGACUGGUUGUAUAGCUUUGGAUUUUGGAGUUUAGCAUCUUGUACUCUCAUUUCACCCUGAUGCUCGAUGUAUAUUAAAAAGUUCAAUUAUUCUCAACUUUGAUA